AUGAAAAGAAAGUUGAGAAGUACCUGGUACCUGGCUCUACACGUUAAAGUGUACUUACUUGCCACGUUCCGGGACCUUGGUGGAUCUCUUAGAGAGUUUUCCUUCCCCUCUAUUCUCCUUUUCCCUCUUUCCUCUUCCUUUCUCAUUCAUACACCCUUUGGUCAGUCAAUUCCUACGCCUGCGAUUCUGAUCUUCUCACUAACAAUCAGCAGUUUCUGA
Penicillium psychrosexuale is the source of this 219-nucleotide messenger RNA. RefSeq lists its product as uncharacterized. The transcript is spliced from 2 exons. The record is from RefSeq and is a predicted model, not a curated record. NCBI's taxonomy places the organism in Eukaryota, Fungi, Ascomycota, Eurotiomycetes, Eurotiales, Aspergillaceae. Bases 1 to 219 code for a protein of 72 amino acids.